AUCUCCAUGUUGUCUCAGCUCAGUGUCCAUGCGGGCUAUACUGGCUUUGCACUAUGUUUAACAAGAUUAUGGGAUGGACGGGGAUGGGAUGUAGUAGAGCUCUCCCAGCCCAGCCACGACGAGAGCACAACGCAUAUGUGUCGGCUGGGAUGCAGCAGCAGCAGCAGCAGCAUCGUCCUCUCAAAAGCACUGCUUCAGCACAGUCAGUCAGUCCGCCCCAACCCGCCGAGGAUGCUGUAGGAUGCUGCCGGAGGAUCCAGCCCCACAGUCCGAGCCGUGACACAUCUCUGCUGGAGUAAGUCGAGCCACACUGCGAUUUAAGCCUGGGGGGGGGGAGGCACAAAGACAGGAGGAAAGUAAACUCUCAUCAGCUGCCUCAUUGUGAACUUGAUACCGGAGCAUGGGAGUCGUCGGCGCGGAUGCAGCUCCUGCGCUUUAGAAGUUGGACAGCCAGGAACAUUUGAAUGCCAUGACUCUUGACUUUGGACAAGCUCUCCAGCGCAGUGCAGACGGCGUGCAUCAUUAUACAAACCAAACGGUGGACUUCUCUAAUGUCCAGAUUACCUCUGAUCUGAUCAACAUGUGGCACCUAAAUAAAAGGCACCUUUAGUCUCUCUGAGGCAUGGAGCAUCAUUGAUCCCCGAAGAGCCCACGGGUGCUACUUAUUAUUCACAGUAAUGGAAUGAAGUCACUACCUUUGAUAUGAUGGAUGAUAGAUCCAGUAAGCUCAUCUUGGUGCCUAUUUUAGCUGUUCUUUUUGUUAUGAUAGGUUACCAGUACAUAUGUCCCGCUGGCAGCAAUUCGUGCCACUUUAAGGCUGGGGAGAAAUUCAGGGGGGUGAGCCUACUUUCCACCCCGUACCAGGACAGCGACGAUUUCUACAGAGAUCAGGACCUGGAGGAUGACAGCCCUCCCAAACUACCGUCCAAAUUCAACUUCACCGAGAGAGACCUUGACAGACACGUGGAGUUCAACAUCAAAGGGGACGACGUGAUCGUGUUUCUGCACAUCCAGAAGACCGGAGGCACCACUUUCGGGAGACACUUGGUGAGGAAUAUUCGCUUGGAGCAGCCGUGCGACUGCAAGCCAGGACAGAAGAAAUGCACAUGUCACCGACCGGGGAAAGAGGAGUCCUGGCUCUUCUCCCGGUUCUCUACUGGCUGGAGCUGCGGACUGCAUGCAGACUGGACCGAGCUAACGAACUGUGUGCCUGUCAUUAUGGAUAAGAAGGAGGCCCAGAGGAAUAAAAGGAACUUCUACUACAUCACCAUGCUGCGAGACCCAGUCUCCCGCUACCUGAGCGAGUGGAAGCACGUCCAGCGCGGAGCCACAUGGAAGACCGCCCUCCAUAUGUGUGACGGACGCUCGCCCACCCAGGACGAGCUGCCCACCUGCUACAGUGGGGAUGACUGGUCCGGUGUCACCCUGACAGAGUUCAUGAACUGCCCGUCCAACCUAGCCAAUAACCGACAGGUCCGCAUGCUGGCUGACCUGAGCCUGGUGGGCUGCUACAACCUGUCCUCUAUGAACGAGAGCCAGCGAAACCACAUCCUUUUGAGCAGCGCCAUGAGCAACCUGAAGAACAUGGCCUUCUACGGCCUGACUGAGUUUCAACGCAAGACGCAGUACCUGUUUGAGCGGACGUUCAGCCUGCGCUUCAUCUCCGCUUUCACGCAGAUCAACAGCACGCGAGCCGCCAACGUGGAUCUGAGCGAGCCCGUGCGCAGACGCAUCGAGGAACUCAACUUUUUGGACGUGCAGUUGUACGAGUACGCAAAGGACCUGUUCCUCCAGCGUUUCCAGUUCACCCGACAGAGGGAGCACCAGGAGGUGCGCUUGAAGAGGCGCGAGGAGAGGCGUUGGCUGAGGGAGCGAAAAGACCAGGGCAGGCCGUGGCCGCCCAAACACAGAGGGGGAGGAAAUGGAGGUGGGAGAAGGGGAGGAGGGUUGGAGAAAGGGACUGACGGUGACUUCCCCACCACCACUGAGGACUACACAAGCCAAGUGGCCCGCUGGUGAGGCUGUGGUCUGAAGGGAGAGAAGCAAGAGAGAGAUUUCUCACAGACUCGUUUAAAACCUUUGACUCUCUCUUGCACAUUCUGUGUCUCUCUCUUUUUGUCUCACCAUUAAUCUGUCUCCUGCAUCUGUCUGUUUCUCAGCUUCAGUGUGAUCCGAGUGCUCUGCUGUUUCUUUAUGAAAACUGCCAAGUCUGUGAGUCUCACAGCAGCUCUGCCUUGGAGUGCCCUUUGGUGUCUUAAAUCUUUAAAUGCUGUUUAUAUGUUUGUUUUUUGUUUUCUUUUAUUUUUUUGUUAUUUGAUUUUUGCCUUGUUUAUUUAUCAUGUGUUGAAUAAGACAGUAAACUGAGGUGAAAGAAAAAAAUCUAAAGAAGCUGCCAUAGACUGCAUUACUUUAAAUUUUGGCAUUCAAAGCGAAAAUUGAUGAAUGUCAUUGAAGUCUGUUGCAACUGGUAAAAAAACACUUGAAAGAUGUAGCUGUAGAGGAACUGAUGGUUGCAUGUCACACAUCCACAUUCUGACAGUAGCUUCUUUGCAUAUGAAGUCUUACAUCUGUGCGCUGUUCAGAUGGAGGGCAGGCAACUGGAGGCAGAGACAACCAACAACACAGCACAAAUACCCAUGAUUUGUGCUGUUUUAGACAAUUGCAGUCAAUGAAAUUGAGAAAAAACAUGGGUCAAUUUAAGUACUUAAAAAAUAGGAUGUAAACGGGAGAAGUAAAAAGAAACAGUUAAGUCACGUCAUAACAUAAACGUUUAAGUGUUGUUUUAAACAUUCUUCAGACUGGUUGCUACUUUAAUUUGAUGUGACAACUUCUAUAUUUUUUUAGCCAUGAGCCAUUUUUCACAGCAUUUCACCAUUGAUUUUAUUAAUAAUUAGAUACCGGACGCCAAGAUGGCACCUAUUCAUUCCGAUGGAGUUGCUCAGCUGGCACAUACGCCAAAAAGGUUUUCUACUUUUCGAGGUUUACUUCUGUGGUAGGCAGUCCACUGAAUCUGAAAUAAUGUUUCCCCCAUUGGCCACCCGCGAGUUCCCACUCAGCUCAUAGACUUAACAUUGUAAUGACAUCACAGAUUUUGAAAUCAGCUUGAGGAAAGUUCUAAAAACAUAAACCCUGCAUGGCUCAAAAUUUCUUAAUAGAAAGAAUCAUAACUGUGGUUGUUUGCAGUUCAAGGUGUCCUGUCAACAGCUUUAUAGAUGUCUCUUUUACAAUGGUGGCCUAUGGGGAAAAUGCUUUGCUGCAAUACCGCAAGUGGCUACUGGGAAAAAUUUGCUGCAAGGCUGAGCGUGUUUUUUCCUUGGGCCCAGCAUUUCACCACAUCUCUGGAAAUGGUUGACCUACUUGGCAGAAAAUAGUAGCUAAAGUUAGCAAAUAGUAUUAGCCUGAUGGUGAUGCACCCAUGUCCAGAGCUGAAAUGUAAAAGCCAGGAAUACUUAAGCAUAUUUACUGACCCAGCCGAAAACAAGACAGCAUUGUUUCAGUUGUGGACCCAACUGCACACCACAGUACAGUUAGCUGUAGUUUACUAUUGUACACUUCAAAAGAAAAGAAAUAGCAGUAGUUGUGGAGAGUAUGACAACUUCUCCAUUUAACCAGCAGACUUCUUGGAACGGUUGACCUUGUAGGUAGAAAACAGACUGUAUAUAAAGAUAGACAUCACAGCUCCCAUAAAGUAAAGUCAGAACAUCUUGAUUGCCCCCUGUACAGGUCACAA
Epinephelus fuscoguttatus (brown-marbled grouper) is the source of this 3730-nucleotide messenger RNA. RefSeq names its product heparan sulfate 6-O-sulfotransferase 3b (gene hs6st3b). The record is from RefSeq and is a predicted model, not a curated record. Lineage: Eukaryota; Metazoa; Chordata; Actinopteri; Perciformes; Serranidae. Gene Ontology annotation, molecular function: heparan sulfate 6-sulfotransferase activity. The coding region runs from base 703 to 2019 and encodes 438 amino acids. The transcript has 2 exons. Gene Ontology annotation, cellular component: membrane.